This is a messenger RNA of Neodiprion virginianus, 2063 nucleotides long. It is a transcript of the gene Lop1, whose product is annotated as rhodopsin. Bases 224 to 1366 code for a protein of 380 amino acids. The record is from RefSeq and is a predicted model, not a curated record. Gene Ontology annotation, molecular function: G protein-coupled receptor activity. The transcript is spliced from 6 exons. Gene Ontology annotation, cellular component: membrane. Gene Ontology annotation, biological process: visual perception; phototransduction; G protein-coupled receptor signaling pathway. NCBI's taxonomy places the organism in Eukaryota, Metazoa, Arthropoda, Insecta, Hymenoptera, Diprionidae.
CUGAGUUCAGAGUUGUGCAUAUUUAAGCGGGCCCCUGAGGAACGCACCUCGAGCCGCAUCCAACAGUGGUCGAAUAGGCUCCGUUAGACCUUUCCUCGUUCCUUUGAGUUUUCAACCUGUGGCCGCCCACGUUCGUUCAUUUCUGGCAUACCAACAGCCCAUAUUAAACUUGCUUGGAUUAGUUCGUUAUCAGACGAUUUUCUCCAAGUAAUCAAAGUUCAGUAUGACCGUGAUGUCGGGGCCCAGUUUUGCGGCCUACUCGUGGUCGGCCCAGGUCGGCGGUUUCGGCAAUCAAACAGUUGUCGACAAGGUGCCAGCCGAAAUGUUACACCUGGUCGAUUCUCAUUGGUAUCAGUUUCCCCCCAUGAACCCCCUGUGGCACGGAAUCCUGGGGUUCGUCAUCGCAUGCCUAGGGUUCGUAUCCGUGAUUGGAAACGGGAUGGUCGUCUACAUAUUCUGCUCGACGAAAACGCUCCGUACACCGAGCAAUCUUCUCGUAGUCAAUUUGGCCUUUUCGGACUUCCUCAUGAUGUUCACCAUGUCCCCACCGAUGGUGAUCAAUUGUUAUUACGAAACUUGGGUGUUUGGACCGUUGAUGUGCGAGAUAUACGCGUUGUUUGGUUCCCUGUUCGGAUGUGGCUCAAUCUGGACAAUGACAAUGAUCGCUUUUGAUAGAUACAACGUAAUCGUCAAGGGACUGUCGGCCAAACCAAUGACCAUCAAGGGUUCGCUACUUCGCAUUUUGGGUGUCUGGGCUUUUGCUGUUAUAUGGACAAUUGCACCCAUGUUAGGCUGGAAUAGAUACGUGCCAGAAGGGAACAUGACUGCCUGUGGCACGGAUUAUCUGAGCAAGGAUUGGCUGUCAAGGUCUUACAUAUUGGUGUACAGCUUCUUUGUCUAUUAUCUGCCACUCUUCAUGAUCAUCUACAGCUACUACUUCAUUAUAUCAGCUGUAUCAGCCCACGAGAAAUCGAUGCGCGAACAAGCUAAGAAAAUGAACGUGGCUUCGUUAAGAUCUUCUGAAAAUCAAAAUACAAGCGCUGAGGCGAAACUUGCCAAGGUUGCUUUGAUGACGAUCUCUCUUUGGUUCAUGGCAUGGACGCCUUAUCUGGUCAUCAACUACGCUGGGGUUUUCGAAUCCGCCAAAAUCAGCCCUCUCUUCACUAUCUGGGGCUCCCUAUUCGCUAAGGCAAACGCUGUUUACAAUCCAAUCGUCUAUGGCAUCAGCCAUCCGAAGUACAGAGCUGCACUCUUCAAGAAGUUCCCAUCAUUAGCCUGUGGUGGUGAUGCAGGACAUGGCGGAGACGCUACCUCAACGGUUUCCGGCGUCACAACACUGACGGAGAACGAGAAGCCUGCCGCAUAAGUUCAUUGCGAUGGAAACUAAAUUCGCCUGACGUGAUAAAGAAUUCCAAAUUUUCAAAAAAAGGGGGGAAUAAAUUUUGCAAAAGAUACAAUUUAACAUGCGUAAAACAAAAUGAUUAUAAAUGAAACGAGAACCACGUUCUUCAAUUGAUAUACAGGAAUUCGCGCUCAGCAGAUGCCGAUUGUAAAUAUUAAAGUAAAGUCGCGAGAAACUUCAGAAUAUGCUGAAUAUUGUUAACGAAACAGUAGUAAGAAAAAAAAACUAAAGGCCGAGCGAAUUCUGUGUGCUUGUCAGUUGAACAACUGAGAGUGGUGAAAAAGCAUUCUGCUGGAAGUGGCAAGAGGAAAGGAACGCGAAAUUGACAUACGGAAAAAGGAAUGAAUAUACCUGCCAACUCUUUGGUCUCUUUUAUUUUUUACAAUAUGGCCUUGGCGAUGAAUUCUUGCUCGGCAUUUAUCCUUGAACUUGUUUCUCGAAUAUCACCACAAUUCGAGACGAAUUACAGUUCACCGAUUAUCCGAAACAGGAAAUCUCAUCGCCUGUAUUCUGUAAACUUAUUUUAGCUUAUUCUCGGCACUAAAUACGACUUCACCUUGAAACUGGCACUUUGGCUUUAUGACAUUGGAUAUACUGAUUGGCAAAGACGCCAUGUGUGUUUUAUUUUUAAAGAUUGAAUAAAUCCUGCAUGAAAAUUAAA